GCGGGUUUGGGCUACGCUCUUGAAAUGGCUGCGCCUGGAGUCGUCCAGCUUAAGUCCCAGCUUAUCAUGGCGUCGUGUAUUGCUGGUGGUGGCUUACCCUUGCUCGAGCUUCGAACGCACCCAGUCAAGGGGCGAUCGGUCCAUGUUGCCGCGGCUGGUGGCAUUCCACCUGGUACGACGCUGUUUGCUGAAAUUCCAUUUGCAAGCGUCGUGGUCACAAAGGUACUGUGCACCGUGUGCUAUGCCGUUGCCGACCCCGAUCUGUGCUGCGACGACUGCUCCGAGGUCUCGUUUUGCAGCGAAGCAUGCCAACAACGCUUGAAAGUCGUCCACGAUCUCGAGUGUUCGACGUUGGAAGACAUCCACUUGAUUGCGAAAAAGUCUCGCGCCGAUAGACACCUGUUGUGUCUCAUCACACGAAUCUUGUGCACGCGCGCCGCCGCGACGUUGCCACACAAGGUGGCAGAUUCGGCUCCUAUGAUUACGACCACGUACUCUGACGUAGUGGACAUGGUGCAUGCCACGAAGGAGCUCAGUCCGGCGUGGCUGGCUUCGGUGCAAGCAGGAGCGGAGCUCAUUCUCAAGUCCCUCCCGUCGGAAUGUGCAGUGUCCGUACCAGAGGUCGUGGGUCUUGCCGCACGGAUAAACGAGAACUCGUACUCUUUGGAUGCCAACACAGCCGACGCCACCGGUCAAGUCGCGUCUGUUGGGUUGUUCCCCUUGGCGGGGCUGAUCAACCACAGCUGCCAGCCCAACUGCAUUUGGUCCACGGAUCCUUCGAAAGGGGCUAUGGUGGUGCGCACCACAGCAUUCAUCCCCCACGAAGACGAGAUCACAGUCACGUACAUUGACGUUCACCAGCCUCGACAGGCCCGCCAGCGGCAAUUGAAAGAGACCAAACACUUUGACUGUCGGUGUGACCGAUGCAACGAGGUGGGGCCGGCCGCUGCCGACACUCUCGUCGACGGUGUGUGCUGUCGAGGCUGCGGUGGUCACGAGCUACUUGUCCCUUGUUUGAACUAUCGCGGUGGCUCCUACUACUCCACCUGUCCGAAAUGCAACGGCGAAGUCUCAAACGAUGUCGUCGACGCCGUCAAAGCCCAAGCCGAUGCCGCCAUUCAAUCAGCCCAAGCCAAGAUGGACAAGAAAGAGUUCAAGCAAGCCCAAUCGAUUCUAGAUACGUUCUGGAACGAUAAGUCCGCAGUGAUUACUCUUCACCCUUGCCACUGGAUGGCCACCACCGCCGUGAGAUUGCUCUCCGAUUGCGCUUUCAAGGCGGGGAUGUACCUGCGUUGCUACGACCUUCGAAAACGACUCGUGAUGCAGUUGGAAGCCACGCUACCGCCCAACUCGUUGGCGCUGGGAACGGCCUACUUGGAGCUCGCGACAGCUGGAACUUUGUGUUUAAAGCAUAAAGUGUGGACGGGAGCCGACCAAGACGAGCGAAUCCAUCGUGAACAAGUGAAAGCACACUACGACCAGUGCCUUGGUAUUCGCAAAGUGUGUUAUGCCGACCACCACCCGAGGUUGAUGCAAGUGCAAUCUCAAGCCUUGAGUGUAUAGUGAAUGUGAUGUAUACUUCUAACAUGUAAUACAAGGAUUCACUACCGGUAAACAA
Aphanomyces astaci is the source of this 1618-nucleotide messenger RNA. RefSeq lists its product as hypothetical. The record is from RefSeq and is a predicted model, not a curated record. Lineage: Eukaryota; Oomycota; Saprolegniomycetes; Saprolegniales; Verrucalvaceae. The transcript has a single exon. The coding region runs from base 25 to 1563 and encodes 512 amino acids. Gene Ontology annotation, cellular component: nucleus. Gene Ontology annotation, molecular function: protein binding.